AUGGAUUCCUUUACGACAUCUCCAACCCCCAGUAGCAUGCCCCCGUCUGUAUCGGUGACCCCAUCUCUCCGGUCUUUGGCCACACCGCUUGCGGACCAUGUGAACUCCACGCAAUAUUGGGCGCCCAUCGAUCCCCUAGCCAUAUCAAACAACGGGUUUGACUCCCAGACCUCAAGCCCCAGUCACACAUCCGGCAUAACAGCUAAGUAUUACAGACCCCGGUCAGCUGUCCAUAGAAGAGACACAACCCCGGAAUGUGUUUCUCUCUUGAAGCAGAUUACUACCAACUCCGUAGCUAGCAGCAUUACGCCUGCGCUGUCUGUUUCUCAGUCAAUGACGCCCUCCUAUUCUGAGUACGAAUUCUAUGAUAUCCAGGCCCAUCUGGGUAAGCCACACACCCUGACUUCCCAUCUGCCAACCCCCGCCUCUCGUGCAUCCAAGAACACAAUACAGUCGUUUGCACUCCCACGUGCGCCACAAUCCAAUGGAGGGCCCUUGCGACAAGGUCUUGAGCAAAGCAACCAGAGCAAGUGGGCAGAACUCAUGGUGCGAGCCAGAAAUACAUUGAAAUGCAAGGCCGGCGCACAGGUCAAUGAGCAAGCGAUAUUGCACAUGUUUGAGCGUCUUGUGAACUUUGCAGAGACGACACAAGCUCAAAAAUCGCUUCCGUCUGUUGUGUCAGCCAAAUCACAGACCAAGCCAAAGCAGCGCGGGAGUGUUCUACGGUCUGUACCUCUAGCUGGGGGCGAGGUGGAUCCAGAUGAGGAGCUCGAGUGCUCCACGCGUGGUAUCCGCAAGGAAGACAAGGAUGACUACCGUAAGGUUUUGCUGGAAGAACUGGAAGCUUACACUGACACUGCCCUUGGAAUGCAUGUAGAUGCCAUGGCUAACGACAUAGACGAGACGGGCGUCUUCUCUGUUCAGGCUCGACAAGCAGCUCUUCUAAGCACUUUUCAGGAAGGAUUUAGAUGCGGAUUCAUUUGGGGAGUCCGAUUUUAUGAUCCUGACCCUUCCUGUGCCGUUGCAGACGGUGAAACAUACAGAACCAGGGGUAGAGCGUCUCCAAAGGGUGCGCAAGCGGUCUCUCAGGAUUGCUCUGGAGAAAAGGAGGGCUUUAAUGCAUUGCUCAAGCAAUUGCGUACAUCACAGCUUCAAGACCUUCUUUCUAGAAUAGCAUUGGAGCUUCCUACGCAACCCGCAGCUCCAGCUGAGUGCGUGGCGCUGGUCCAGGCUGCAGUAAAGGGCCAGAAGCAGGUGCUAGCGUAUCGGAAAAUACUGACACUUGCAAUUGAGAAGCUCCUCUUUUUUAAGCACUUAAUCACAAUGACUCGCACAGCGUUACCCUCUCAGGUUGAUCUCAUCGAGGAAACCGAUCCUGUGUUGCUUAAUCAGCGCCCCGAAUUCACCGACGCCUUUGUGGAGCAGCUGCCGGACAUUCUUCAUAAAGAGGGUAACAGGGUAGCAUAUGCGCUCAAGGAAGCGUGCAGGCUCAAAGAGUUCCGUGCGGUCAUAGCCAAAGCCCUUGGGUAUCAGCAAGUUGAGCAGCUAGCUGAUCUGUACGACCUUGAAGACGUUAGAGAUGCUCAUGCAGAGCUACUUACCCUCUUCCGGAAUCUUCAGCGAAGUGGGUCUUCGCAACAAGCAGGUGCCUUAGACAUAUUACUGCCUCUCGGGCCUUAUGUUGAUGAAUUUCAACGGCGCACCGUGAAGUCUCACAUCGGCCUCAAUCCGACUGGGAAGGAUGACCUUAUAAAGGCCGCAGACACGUUCUUGUACAGUGUUGGCCCAGAGCGCUUUAAGCUUGUCCAGGAUGGCGUUGAUGCUACUGUCCGGCGGCAUCCUGAGAUACUUUUGAGGCUGACGAAAGAAGAAGCAUACUCGGCCGUUGCAGUAUUUGUCUUCGUGGUCAACUAUUGCUGCAAGAUGUUCAGUUGCACGUCGGUAAUAGGGCUUCUUCCAACCGUCUCAAAGAUUCAUGUUCAGCUCAGUUCUUUGCAGAAUCUUGCGGCUGCGCUAAGAAAGACUCUCGGAUUCACGGGAGACGCGUCCCACAACAGGAUCAUCGAGCGGGUCAAUGCGAUCGCCCUUCACACAGCUGAACGAGUUGGUGUCUUCACUCCCACAGAGGCAGGUGAAAUAAUGUCUGCUCUUGGAGUCACCAACGUGGCAGACGUCAUCCCAGCAAUAAGCUUGCUAAAGGCUAGAGGGCCAUGA
This is a messenger RNA of Giardia duodenalis, 2214 nucleotides long. RefSeq lists its product as uncharacterized. NCBI's taxonomy places the organism in Eukaryota, Fornicata, Diplomonadida, Hexamitidae. The record is from RefSeq and is a predicted model, not a curated record. The transcript has a single exon. The coding region runs from base 1 to 2214 and encodes 737 amino acids.